CAAUGGCGACGCGCUCGUGCCGGGAGAAGGCUCAGAAGCUGAAUGAGCAGCACCAGCUGAUCCUGUCCAAGCUGCUUCGGGAGGAGGACAACAAGUAUUGCGCCGACUGCGAGGCCAAAGUUCCACGAUGGGCUUCCUGGAAUAUUGGCGUAUUUAUUUGCAUUCGAUGUGCUGGAAUUCACAGAAAUCUUGGUGUUCAUAUACCCAGGGUCAAGUCAGUCAACCUUGAUCAGUGGACACCAGAACAAAUACAGUGCAUGCAAGAUAUGGGAAAUACAAAGGCAAGAAUGCUCUACGAAGCUAACCUUCCAGAGAACUUUCGAAGGCCCCAAACGGACCCAGCAAUGGAAUUUUUCAUCAGAGAUAAAUAUGGAAAAAAGAAAUACUAUGACAAAAAUGCACUGACUGUUACCAAUAAAGAAAAUGACAAAAAAAAGGAAGAGAAAAAGAAGGAGAAGGAGCCAGAAAAGCCUUCAAAACCCAUUUCAGCUGAAAAGCCUCAGAAGAAAGAAGACCCGAAUCAGGAAUUUAAAAGAAGCACCAGCCCUAAAAAGGCAGCAGAACCCACUAUUGAUCUUUUAGGACUUGAUGGCCCUCCUGAAGUGCCUGUGACAAAUGGUAGUACUACUACCAUCACCACUACCCUGAAUGAUGACCUGGAUAUCUUUGGCCCAAUGAUCUCUAAUCCUUUACCAGCAACAGUCAUACCCCCAGCCCAGAGCACCCCCCCCCCCCCCGUACCAGUAGCUGCCACUUUAACUACCGGAUCUGUGGAUCUGGAUCUGUUCACUGAGCCAACUACAAAAACAGAAGAAUCAGCAAAGAAGCAAUUGUCCAAAGACUCCAUCCUAUCCCUAUAUGGGACGGGGACCAUUCAGCAACCAAGUGCUCCAGGUAUGUUUAUGGGCACUUCAGCUAUGCCGUUUACCUCACAAGCACCAACCCAGUUUCAAGGCUUUCCAUCCAUGGGAGUACCUGUGCCUGCAGCCACGGGAAUCAUGGGAAAUAUGAUGGGACAAUCGGUACCCGUUAUGGGACAAAAUGCAAGCAUGAUGGUUGGCAUGGCAGUGCCCAAUGGGUUUGUGGGAAAUGCACAAACUGGUGUGAUGCCACUUCCUCAAAAUGUUGUCGGGUCUCAAGGAGAAAUGGUAGGACAGAUGGGAGCAGCACAGAAUAAGUUUGCUAUCCAGCAAACUCAGCAGCCCCAGUGGAAUCUCUCUCAGAUGAAUCAGCAAACGGCUGGAACGAACAUCACCAGUGCUAGCAGUGCUGUGGGUUUUGGCCAACCCCCCAAUACAGCAGCAGGAUGGUCUAGAAGCUCAUCGGGUCAGACUCUCAGCACACAGCUGUGGAAAUGAAAACUGCAGUAGGAG
Phascolarctos cinereus (koala) is the source of this 1373-nucleotide messenger RNA. Its product is annotated as stromal membrane-associated protein 1-like. Gene Ontology annotation, cellular component: cytoplasm. Gene Ontology annotation, molecular function: GTPase activator activity; metal ion binding. The record is from RefSeq and is a predicted model, not a curated record. NCBI's taxonomy places the organism in Eukaryota, Metazoa, Chordata, Mammalia, Diprotodontia, Phascolarctidae. Gene Ontology annotation, biological process: regulation of clathrin-dependent endocytosis.